GUUUGAAUCAUCUCUUCAUCCUGGAAGCAUGCAUUGUUAAUGCAGCCUAACUGUUCGACGAAAUGUCUCAGUGAAAAGGCGGAAAACACAUGAUCAAAACCGCCCUGCAAUUUUUCAUCGAAUCUUACAAACACCAAAAUGUGGAGACGAAUCUCCUCCCAUCUCUCUCCUCUUCUUCAAACUCGCAACUCGUUUCUUCAUACAUAUGUAAAUCAGGUGCAAGGUGGAAUUUUGAAAGAGAAGUCACAAUUCAUAGCUUUUGUCCUGGGUGGCCCUGGAAGUGGGAAAGGUACGCAGUGUGAAAAGAUUGUGGAGACAUAUGGAUUUACACAUUUGAGUGCAGGAGACCUGUUAAGACACGAAAUAUCUUCUAAGAGUGAAAAUGGUUCUAUGAUUCUUGAAAUCAUCAAAGAGGGGAAAAUUGUUCCUUCAGAGGUUACAGUUAAGUUGAUCCUGAAGUCUAUCAGUUCUACAGAUAAUCACAAGUUCCUGAUUGAUGGAUUCCCACGAACUGAAGAGAAUCGGGUGGCAUAUGAACGGAUCAUUGGAGCAGAACCAAAUCUUGUGCUUUUCUUUGAUUGUCCUGAAGAAGUGAUGGUGAAAAGAAUCCUAAACCGUAAACAGGGAAGAAUUGAUGAUAAUGAUGAAACAGUCAAAACUCGUCUGAAAGUGUUCAAGGAACUAAGUCUUCCUGUUGUCAAAUACUACUCCAAGAAAGGAAUACUUCACACGAUUAAUGGAGAUAGAACAGAAGAUGAAAUAUCCAGUCAAGUUCGCGAGGUUUUGUCUGCAUAUGAGCCAAUAUUUAGAUGAUGGCAUGAUGAGGAGAAAUAAUAGUGAAGGAGAUCCUUGUUUUUUUCAAGAUGGAUCCUUCUUGGCACCUUUGAAGGUUUUCCGGCGACAUUUUUCAAUAUCGACAUUUAUAGCUUGCAGGAUAAUGCCGAAUCUUUCUCAAUACGAGAGGGAUCGAUACAUACUUUGGUAGUCGGAGCAAUCGCCAACUCCCAAUUCUGCUUCCAUCUCAAGUUUUAGUAAGUGGAUAAAAAUACCAGUUUUGAAACUGAAAAAUAAAUACUUUUUUGUAUAGCUUUUCAUUAUAUCUUUGGUACUUCCAUCUGCAUGAGUUCACUGCAGAUCUGUUUGUAACUGAAAACUGAUGCAGUGAUUAGCAUACAAUCAGAUCUGUAUUGCUAGGUGGAAUGAAUAUCUUUACUGAGACGCGAAUACUUCAUUUCUA
Molecule: messenger RNA, 1237 nt
Organism: Spinacia oleracea (spinach)
Lineage: Eukaryota; Viridiplantae; Streptophyta; Magnoliopsida; Caryophyllales; Amaranthaceae
Product: probable UMP-CMP kinase 2
Exons: 8
Coding region: 139-813 (224 amino acids)
Biological process (GO): 'de novo' pyrimidine nucleobase biosynthetic process; pyrimidine nucleotide biosynthetic process
Molecular function (GO): ATP binding
Source: RefSeq, a predicted model, not a curated record